Messenger RNA from Melospiza georgiana, 1937 nucleotides. RefSeq lists its product as uncharacterized. NCBI's taxonomy places the organism in Eukaryota, Metazoa, Chordata, Aves, Passeriformes, Passerellidae. The record is from RefSeq and is a predicted model, not a curated record. The coding region runs from base 275 to 1186 and encodes 303 amino acids. The transcript has 2 exons.
UCCUCAUCCCCGCCUUCGUCCCCGCCUCCAUCCGCCCCGAGGAGAAUUCCCAAAACAGAGACAGAGCCCGGCUCGGGACAGGCUCCUCUCGGACAAAGGCAGACCAAAGAUAGAGGAAUUCUCCCUGCUGGAAUCUGGGGCUCCCUCCCCAGAGCUCUGCUCCAGCCCUGCAGGGGCCCCUUUGGAGACUUCAUGGGAACUGCAGGAAUCCAUGGAUUUGUGCGCCCUGGAGGUUUGGGCAAAGGGAGGAUGAGAUCAGGUUGUUGUUUGCGUGAUGUCGAAUUCAGCCUUUUUUGGGAGGGGUUCUCUCCUGCUGGAGCCGUGCUGGAAUUCUCUGCUUCCCCCCUGGGGCCGGUGUCACCUGCAGUGUCCCCUGCUGUCCCCUCGCUGCCUGCGCCGCCCCAACAGGCGGGGACGAUUCCAGCUGGGCUCUGGGACAGACAGACUCGCUCCUUUGCCAAACCUUGUGAGAUUCUGCCGGUUUUGGGGCUGCCGAGAGCCCCUUUUUGGGAGAUGUGUGCUGUGGGUGGCACGGGGAGGUGGCAGUGGCAGUGCCACCCUUCCCCAGCCCGGCCUGGAGGUGACAAUUGCCACCGGAGCGGGAGCUCAAGGCUUCACUUUUCACUGUAGGGACACGAAAUUGCACAAAGUCCCGCCCAAAAUCCUGCCCAAAAUCCACCAAAUCCUGCCCAAAAUCCACCAAACCCUGCCCAAAAUCCUGCCCUGCCCCAUCCCCUCCACACCAGUUGGGCCCAGUUUGGAUCCUGCUGGUGCUGGGAGAAGUUCCCAGCCUGGAUCCUCAUCCCGAGGGGCAGCAGGAGCCCAAAUCCCACAAAUCCCCCAAAUCCCCUGGGAGGAUUCGGGAUUGCAGCAGCAGCAGGAAGGUGGGAAAUGGGGAAUUUCUCAGGUGGGAAAUGGGGAAUUUUCCUGGCUGGAAAUGGGGAAUUUUCCUGGUUUGGAAAUGGGGAAUUUUCCUGGUUUGGAAAUGGGGAAUUUUCCUGGCUGGAAGUGGAGGAUUUUCUGGUGGAAAAUGGGGAAUUUUCUGGUUGGAAACAGGGAGUUUUCCUGGUGGGAAAUGAGGAAUUUUCCUGGUUGGAAAUGGGGAAUGUCCCUGGUGGGAAAUGGGAAUUUCCCUGCUUGGAAAUUUCCCUGGUGGGAAAUGAGGAAUUUCCGUGGUGGGAAAUGAGGAAUUCUCUUGGUUGGAAUUGUGGAUUUCCCUGGUAGGGAAACUGGGAAUUUUCCAGGUAGAAAAUGGGGAAUUUUCCUGGUUUAAAAUGGGAAUCUUCCUGCUGGGAAAUGGGGAAUUUCCAUGGUUGGAAAUGGGGAAUUUUCCUGGUUGUAAAUGGGGAAUUUCCCUGGUGGGAAAUGGGGAUUUUCCUGGUAGGAAAUGGGGAUUUUCCUGCUGGGAAACGGGGAACUUUCCUCAUUGGAAAUGGGAAAUUUCCCUGGUGGGAAAUGAGGGAAAUUCCCGUGGUGGGAAAUGAGAAUUUCCGUGGUAGAAAAAUGGGGAAUUUUCCUGGUUGGAAAAGGGGAAUUUUCCAGGUGUGAAAUGAGGAAUUUCUGUGCUUUUCCCAAAAAAACCUGGGGAAUUGUUUCCCCUCUCUUUUCCCAACGCGGGGCUGGUUUGGGUUUAACCCUUGAGGGGAGGCUGAGCUGCCACCCCCGGGGAGGGGACGGUGCCACCUCCUCCUGUCCCCUCUGUCCCCUGGGGAGCUUUUCCAGCAUUCCCAGCGCUGGGAAUUCCGUGUCCCACCCUGUGGGGUGUCCCUGUGGUGUCCCCAGCCCUUGCUUGGACCUUUGGGCAAAUGGAAUUUGUGGGGCUGGAAUGGAGCUGGAACCAGCACUGCACACGAGGCCCUGGCAGAUCCCUGCUGGUUUCUGUUGUACAGAAGAAUUCCAAUUAUUCCAAUUAUUCCCGUGAUUUUUUUUUUGUUUGG